CACUGACUUUCCAGUCUUUGAGAAAAUGGGCUUUGCGUUGGCUCGGUGAAGAAAGUGGUGUAGCGUGGUGUUAUCGGUUCGACAGGCACGGAGCACUAAGGAUGGCCAAGAUCGUGGUUACGCUGCUGUUGGUGUGCGUUGUUCAUCUCUGCAAUGGAGCCGUGAGGGUGACUUUGCUCGGGAACCAGAAUUCAGAUAGGCGUGUGUUCCUUGCCGGUCAAUCCAGCAGCAGUAACCUCGACAGGAACAACAACAGAGUAAACAACCAGCAACAGAGUAAUAACAACGCCAAUGUGCAACCAACUCAGUCGAACAUAAUACGGCCAAGUCAGAACGUAAAUAGCGGCCCCCCGAUCAUCGUGAACUCGAGAGGCAACCAGGGAGACCAACAGAGGCAGCAGCAGUCUCAAGGAACAUCGGUUAUUCACGACACGACAUCAGGCAGCAACUACCACUUCUCUUGGCGCCGAGACCGCAACGGAAAAUUCAGCCACGGGGAUGCCGUGAACUACUGCACAAAUCUGGGAGACCGAUGGACCGCAAUCAGCAUAGAGACCCAGGGGGAGAGCGACUACAUCAAUGGCAUUAUUGAUUCAGACGACGUGGCAUACAUCUGGACGAGCGGAACGAAAGUGGGCAACGGCUGGCGGUGGAACGGGCCUGGAGCGGGGGCCUUCCAGGGACUCAACUGGAGUCAUACUGGAGGAUUUGGAAUCGCGCAACCAGACAACAGAUUCGGAGACGAGAACUGCCUCGGAAUCCUCAAUCGCUUUUACUUCAACGACGGGAUCACUUGGCACGACAUCGCCUGCUUCCACCUCAAGCCUGUGGCGUGUGAGCAGCGUCUUUAACUGAAACCUGUAGAAGGGUUGAUCAAAAUUGCCAUUCUUAGGGUGUUAAUUGCCUUGGAAAGAAAGAUUUAUGAGGAAUGAGGAUUCUUACUGUGUUAAUUGCC
Messenger RNA from Penaeus vannamei (Pacific white shrimp), 955 nucleotides. The record is from RefSeq and is a predicted model, not a curated record. Lineage: Eukaryota; Metazoa; Arthropoda; Malacostraca; Decapoda; Penaeidae.